UACCGCUUGUCAUCACUCCUACCGUGGCUCGCGCUGGCGUUUCUUCAUUGUACCGGAUCUCCGACUGUAGUGCGACCAUAGAAAGAGUGAACAGCAGCAGCAGAAGAACGCUUUAAGCAUCUUGCCGCCUGCCGUCCGCCUAGAACAAGUCGAACAUCCCGCCGAAACCAGUCAACACUAGUACCGAAUCCCUACCGCCACGCGAAGCCGUAAUCGUUCCCCUUCUGAUUGGAGCCAACCAAACAUGUUUUACACUAUGUACCUGUCGAGUGUCUGCCAACGCCGUCAAUGGCCCGAACCUCACUACGAACCCUACCGCACCCGCACCGGCUGGCACUGCAAAGUCCGCGUCAACAACCGCGAAUACUCGACCGAAGUCCCCUACGCCUCGGAGAAUCUCGCGCGCGACGGCGCUGCGCAAAAGGGCUACAUGAUCUGUCGCAACUUCUCCGUCAACGACGGCAUGGGACCGGGUCAACGUCCGGGCUCAUCGGUGCAAGGCCUUCCCGUGGCAAUUGGGACGGGAAGAAGAGGCGGUGGCGGUGGCAGCAGCGGUGGCAGCAGCGGCGGGAAACGAGGCUCGGCGGCGAGUUAUGAUACGAUUAGUAGUGGUGGCACGGCGAUGACGACGACGACGGAUGAUGAUGGGACGUUGAGUAGUAGUGGAGGAAAUAGUCCGAGAAGUGUGGAUAGUGGAUUUGAAGUGCAGAUGAGGUUGGUCACGCAGCAGUGUCCGAAACCAUUGGUGAGGCAACUCGGUGGUGGUGGUGGCGGUGGUGGUGGGCGUCGGUCCAAGGCAUCUUUGAAUCAUAAUAAUAAUAAUAUUAUGGUCAAGAAUAACGGGAAUGGCUGCGCUAACAAUAAUAACCACCAUCACCAUCAUCAUCAUGAUAGUUAUGUGUGUUAUUGUCAGCGAGGGACUGUGAGGGCUUAUGGGCGUUGUGGAUGGUGUUUGAGCGAAGCGGGUUGGCAAUAGCGAAAGAAAAAAAGAGAGAAAAAGAGAGAAACAAAAACAAGGGAAAAGAACGAAUUGACGAUAUGAUGAUGAUGAGAGAAUUCUUGGGGAUUUUGGGGUUGGGAUUUCCAUUUUAUUCUAUUUCUUUGCUUAUUCGAACCAUUGGAAAGAGGAACGAGAGAAGAGAAGAGAAGAGAAAUCUGAGGCGUGACGGGAAAGGGAGAGGACAGCAAAGACCUGCAUCGCCGCGAGGCAUUUCUCCACGAGGAUAUAUUUUUUUUUUAUUUUAUUAUUAUGACUGGG
This is a messenger RNA of Sphaerulina musiva SO2202, 1258 nucleotides long. RefSeq lists its product as uncharacterized. Lineage: Eukaryota; Fungi; Ascomycota; Dothideomycetes; Mycosphaerellales; Mycosphaerellaceae. Bases 245 to 976 code for a protein of 243 amino acids. The record is from RefSeq and is a predicted model, not a curated record. The transcript is spliced from 2 exons.